Molecule: messenger RNA, 1735 nt
Organism: Ictalurus furcatus (blue catfish)
Lineage: Eukaryota; Metazoa; Chordata; Actinopteri; Siluriformes; Ictaluridae
Gene: ca4b
Product: carbonic anhydrase IV b
Exons: 8
Coding region: 179-1087 (302 amino acids)
Cellular component (GO): plasma membrane
Molecular function (GO): zinc ion binding; carbonate dehydratase activity
Source: RefSeq, a predicted model, not a curated record
GUCCAAAAAUGGACACCAUCGCCUUUGGUAGGUGCCUCAGAAAGGAGGAGUUACUGAUAUGUGUUGUAAGAUAACACAGGGUCAUAUAAACUAUAAAAGGCUCCUCCACUAAACAUCACUGUUAAAGUAGUGAUAACCUUGGUUAGGUUUUUUGGUCAUAGUGAGCAAACAAAGCAACAUGCCAAUCUUAAAGUUAUUGGUUCUUUUGGUGUCUAUGUUGGGGGUGACUGGGGGUGCAGAGUGGUGCUAUAAAUCUCAGGUCUCCUGUGACAACAAAUGCAAGGGGCCGGAUGAAUGGAAGGACAUAUCACCAACCUGUGGCAACAGAAGCCAGUCACCUAUUAACAUUGUAACAAAAAAAGUGGAUACUAUCCACCUGACACCCCUCAGUCUUCAAGGUUACCAACAUGUUUUCCAAAGCAUUAUCACAAAUAAUGGUCACACAGUCAAGUUUAACUUGUCAGGUGAUGCUGUGAUUGAUGGUGCAGGAUUAAAGGAAACUUACAAAGCAAUGGAAGUCCAUUUUCAUUGGGGCAAGAAUGGUGGGCCAGGAUCAGAGCAUACUAUCGAUGGAGAGCAGUACCCUAUGGAGAUGCAUAUUGUUCACAUAAAGAAAGAUUAUAGCUCUGUUGAAGAGGCUGUUAAAGAUCCAUCUGGACUAGCGGUUUUUGGAUUUUUGUAUGAGGAAUCAGACCGUGAAGUCAAUGAAUAUGAUUCCAUCAUAAAUGCUCUGCCUCACAUCAGAUUCCCUGGCAACAAAACUGUACUAGCAUCUGUGAGUUUGAAAAUGCUUAUUCCUCCCCACAAUACAUUGAUGCGCUACUUCCGCUACAGCGGUUCUCUGACCACACCUGACUGUGCAGAGUCAGUCAUUUGGACUGUAUUUGAAAGCACCAUUAAACUUAGCAAGAAGCAGCUGUCUACAUUCUCUGAACUCUGGUUUGAAAACGGGACUGCCAUGACUGAUACGUUUCGCCCUGUGCAGCCACGCAAUGGUCGAACAAUCUUUUAUUCCAGAAGCAAUAUUGCAUCUGUCAGCACAGUACUGGUUGUUAGUACUUUAAUCAUUACUUUUUUGACUCUUUAGGAAAAAAGGAUAUGAAGUCUAGUGUCACUGAUUAGACAAUUUGAAUGUCCAAUGCUUUUUUAUUUGAACAACCAUAGUCUUUGUUACAGUCAACAAUAUUCAGAUGUUCUUCUAUCCAGCUUUUUGUAGCAUUGUUUUUACCAUGUGUUUAGGACAAUUGUGUAGUGUUUUAUAAUAGAGAUAGAAUAUAUAGAUAAAAGCACACCUAUAUAUUCAAAGGGAAAGUAUAUCUUAUAGCCAACAGAAGAUUAUGAAAUAAAAUGUUCUAUGUUCUAAGUUUCUUCCUGUUUUAAAAACACAAGUUAAAAACAUUACUGAUCUGAAAAAUACAGGCACAACAAAUUUGUGUUUGGCAUGCACAAUACAUGUAAACCUGAGUGCAAAACUUUGCAUGGUUUAUGGACAAUACGUUAUACCUCUAUUACCUUGUUUAUUGUUUAAAUGCUUUUCAUUGUCUAAUUGUCAAUGAAUUCCAAUUCAGAAGUUAUCAUUUAUGGCAAACUCAAAAGUUUGGAUGUCCUUAGAUAUUCCCUACUGUCAAAUUAAGGCGACUAACAAGCGACAUUGUUUGUUCAACGCAAAUAUUCUACUGUAUUUUAGGAAACGUGCCUACCUUCACAAUUGUUGGGUUGAGGACUAAAGAUUAAA